AUGACUUCAUUGCCUACAAUACCGGCAAAACAUGCUGAUUUUUUGUCUCAUGUGCGAUCACACCCCGAUACUCCAAUUGAGGAGCUGUUGAACCCUUACAACGCAUAUGAUGCUAUUGCCCGAAAGAUCUUUGCCCAAGAACCCUCGCAUUCUAUGGUAAAAGACAACCAUGCCAAUAUUGUCCCCAUCUAUAACACUACUGGCACCACCAAUAUCCAAGUCCGGGCAAGAGAUCUUGCCUCGGAAACACCUGAGACAAAGGAACAAUAUAUCCUUCCAUUGGCGGGAAACAUCCGCAGGCCAGAUGGCUCGUCUGCUGUCGUUCCAACUUUAUCUGAGUUUGAAGAGAAUUUCGCAAUCUUCACAGAGAAUUCACUGAGCGAACUGGACUGGAGCAAUAUCGUUGCCGCUGGAAGUGCGGUGGUUACAUCGGCACUUCCAGUACCAGAGCAGUACCGAGGCUCGAAGCGUGGUCGCCGUGAAUAUUACCAUGACAAGUUCGCACCAGCCUCAGAUGUUGAUCUUUUCCUUUAUGGAUUGUCUGAGGAGGAGGCCAUUGAAAAGAUCAAACACAUCGAGACUAGUAUCCGAAACUCUAUAUUGUAUGAGACAACUACAAUUAGGACGAAGAACACAGUCACAAUUGCCUCACAGUACCCUACUCGUCAUGUACAGAUCGUGCUUCGCAUCUACAAGUCGAUUGCAGAGAUCCUGACUGGCUUUGACGUCGAUUGCUCAUGCGCAGCUUACGAUGGGAAACAGGUUUACGCGUCUCCACGAGCUAUUGCAUCCUAUAUCACUCAAAUCAACCGAAUUGAUCUCUCUCGGCGGUCUCCCUCAUACGAGAACCGAUUGUCUAAGUAUUCUCACCGAGGCUUUGAGGUGUUCUGGCCACAACUUGACCGGUCGAAAGUCGACCCUACCAUCUUUGAAAGAAGCUUUGCGCGAACUGAGGGACUUGCACGUCUUUUAGUCCUAGAAAAACUCCCGAAGACGACCGACAGGGAGCAGUACCUCGAAAAAAGGCGACACGAGCGUGGUCGACCGCCCCUUAGCUUGUAUUUGCAACGGCGCCAGGGUAGAGAGUUAAAGGGCAACGUCAAAGAUGACUGGGAGGAUGAAUAUUAUAUCACCCCCUCUUUCCUCUACUUUGUCACUUACCACAGUGGCCAGACAAUUCCAUACGGUCGGAGAUUCAACGCGAAGAAUAUUGAAAAGCUUCUUUAUACAAAGGACCUGCUGUUGAACGCCCAGUGGAACCUGCCUAAAGACCGUACUGUGAACCUCCACAGGCAUCCUGCAUUUUUCGGAGACGCAGAGCAUGUUAUUGGGGAUUGCUGUGGCUGCUGUCCUGUGCCUACUACCGACGAGGAGUUCGAGGUAGCUGCAGAGGAGGGCAAUAUCUACAUCUCUGGUGAUUUAACAUUCAUCAAAGAUGACCCUGGUCGUCAGGAGAUUGGAAGUUUCAACCCUAUCACCGAAACAGAUUGGACAGAAAUGGCGUAUAUUGGCCAUACUGAGCGACUCUGCCAGGCAAUUGUUUCCAGCGAUUUAGAAGCUGUGAAGGGGUUUUUGUCGGACGAAAACUCAAAUCCCGAUCGUCGUGACUAUACUGGACGCACACCGCUUCAAUUGGCCUGCAUGUCUUCUAAUCCCGAGAUAGUCCAAUGUCUUGUGGACAAGGGAGCUCGAUUGAUUGCUCGUAUGGCUGACGGAAAGACGGCGCUGCACCUGGCAGCUUUUCGCGGCAGUGUUGAGAUAAUUCGCAUUCUUCUCACAAAAAGCAACGAAAAUGAAGAGGAAGAGGCUAAGAAGCAAGAGCUUCGUACAAAAUGCAAGAAAAGAAAAGCCAACACUCUUGAGUCCACUGGAGAUGAAGAAGACAUUGAAAUGCGAGAUGCAGACGAUGCUUCCCGUACAUCUGCUUCCUUCAUUAAGAUCGGUGAAGAUGGCGAGGAAGAGGCCACUGGGCCAACCUUUGAUACCAUCGAGGAGAAUGAGCUUGACCCGGAUAUCUACGAUAUCAACACCACUGCAUGGGACAGCCUUGCAACACCUCUCCACCUGGCAAUUUUGAGCGGUCACACCGAAGUCGUCAAAGAACUCGUGUCAUCUUUCGGAGCUGAUGUCCUAAUGCCAGUGAAGAUAGUCAAUGAGUAUAACAGAUCGCCAGAAGCUGCAGUUCUCAACUUGGUCCUGGUACUGUCUCUUCCUCUGCAAAAGGCCAGAGAGAUGUCGCAGGCACUUCUCCAACUUGGAGCAUCUCCUGCACAAGCAGAUCUUUCUCAUUGUACACCUCUGCACUAUAUUGCACAGUCGGAUUAUAUUGAGCUUUUUGACUUAUACAUGGAGCAUGAUGGUCCCGCCAUGCAGCGAUCAAUCAAUCAUUUGGCCAUGAAAAAUAGAGGGUGGAACACUGCUUUCUACUCGGCUUUGAUGAGUUCCAUCGCAGCUAAAAAUGCCCCAGCGGCAAACAAGUUGCUUGAUAUGGGCGCAAAUUCCAAGAUUGAGUUCAUUGACUGGAUGAGCACACUAAAAUCUCAAAUGUCGGGAUUUAUGCUCGAAAAUACCACCAAACAGCUCCAAGACGGUGUUUUACAGCCGAUCUACUAUGCAGCGGAAAAUGGGUUGCCUUUGAUUGCCAUCGAAUUGCUUCGUCGUGGCGCUGAUCAUGAUUCCUCUGCCAAAGAUUCAUACAACACCAAUGGCCAGACGGUCUUGGAUCAAGUGCGGGGGAACCUUAAAAAUAUGAGAUCGCAUCUGGAUGGGCUGGUAGAACAUAGUGGAGGCGCGAGUUGUGCUUGUCAUCCUCCUAGGAGGAGUCCUAUUCUUUUUGUGAAGUCUGACGAGGAAUACAUAGCAGGCACACCUCCGGAUUCUUACACCAGAUACAUCACCAAGGUCCAGUUGAAACGCGCGCACGAUGAGAACAAGGCGCGCCAGCCAAAAAUUAAAGAGCCAGAGCCCGAGGAGCCCGGUCAAAAGGAAAAGACCGAAGUCAUCAAAAGGUUGAUCCAAGAAUACGAGCUCCUUGAGACAGAACUGCUCGCACGAAAUGCAAAGACCUGGCAACAGCUUCAUCCACCUUCUCAUCCACUAAUCCAGCAGGUCAAUCAUCAACAGCAACCUAAGGAGGAAAGAGUUAAUUACUUCAAAACUACGUUCAACUUCAAAAUGCCUGUUCUGACAGGCGUGGUACGCGAGGGAUAUCGCCAACUAUUUGAUGCGGCAUGGAGAGGAGAUACCCAGACCAUUAAGGCGUUGACUCUGGCUAAAUGGGGCCCUUUGCAAAACGAGCUACCGCUUGAAAUCGCAGUGACGGCGAAUUCCGGAAUAUCUUGCCUUUCCAUAGCUAUCACGCAGGGACAUUUUAGCGUUGCAGAAGCCAUCAUUGAGAUUCUUCAUGCUCAAUACAAACGUAAAGAGCCUCGCGGCCAGACGAGAUUCGAGCUUGACUCAGAUGCUGAUUCAAAUGAUGGGGACGACGGAGACGAUCUUAACAUCACCAGCCACAUUGUUGAUGACCAAUUCACCCAUGAAAAUAUUGGGGAGAUCAGAACUAUGGUUGAAAGUGACGUGACGCCUCUUGCUGCACUAUGUGCGUCUUGCAAUGCUUCUGCCUUUCUCGAGGGACCUGCAUCGGAGCUCGAAUUUGGUGAAUUCCAGAACGCUGGGUGGAAUUCUUAUAACCUGAAGGUUAACACACUCCUUGAAUAUGCUGUUUUCAAGAAUGACACUACUCUGGUGGAGUCCAUUCUGAGACUUCAGCAACAAUGUUCAAAGAAUCAUCCAAAUGGCGAAGUGCCAUUCUCAAUUUCCCGCAGGCCUUUCCAGCUGGCUAUGGCCUUGGGACACAUUGAAUGCCUUGUCAAAAUGAUUCAGAGCGGUGCAGCGGGUCUUCCUAUUCCUUGGCUAAGUGAAAAGCACGGUGCCAAACCUCAAGAGGAGCACCUGUACUACCCAGGCUUAUCAAUCCGUGGCAAGAAGCGGAAGGACUGGGCUACCGCUGGACAAUCACCAGCCCCCUCCGCACAAGGCGAACGUCCACCCCUGCUACUUGCGGCUGCUCAGGGAAAUCUGACGGCGACAGAGUGGUUCCUGGGAACCGCACCGGCAAGACACUAUAUGGAGUAUAUCAACGCACACCUGGACGACAAGGAUAUCCAGCGACUAGGAGAAUCCAAGCUGGGACUUGAGGGAACAGUUCUCAACUGGUUGCAGACAAGAAAUAAUCUUGUCCUUCACUGUGCAGUGAUGGCGCGACCAUGCGAAGAGUCCGAGCGUCUAGUGCAAUAUUUGGUCAACCACCACCCUGAAUGUUUAGAGGCUCGCUCAGCCUCAGGUCACACGCCCCUCUCGCUAACAUUCGCUCGCGGUGAUGUCAACUACGCGCGAAUCUUGAUCAACGGAGGAGCAAACCAGACAGUUCGUGAUCCCCAGGGUCGAAAUUUGCUUCAUUUCAUCUUUGUCACAGACACGGGUGGCGUGUGCAUCAAAGCCGAAGAGGCCCGUCCAUUGAUAGAUCUCCUCGACAAAAACCUUAUACCAUCGAUGCUCUUGCAACGCGCCGGCGAUGAAUCCAUGACCCCCCUCGCCUCAUGGCUGCAUCAUAACGCCCAAUGGGACAAAAAGAGGUCUAAGGUUUUCCAACUUUUACUAGAUCUCGGAGCAUCCAGCAAUCAAAAGCAGUUGGAGCUCCUUUCGGGCUCUGGAAAUAGCCCUGUACAUGACACAGUCAAGAAACAAUGCCCUGGCGCGUUGAGGCUCAUUCUUGACAGUCGACCUGAUUUGCUAUACCGCGAGAAUGCAACUGGCAAUACCCCGAUAGAUAGGAUUGUCGAUUUGUGGAUUAACCAGAAUACUCGCCAGGCCCCCAAGCGAGCCUUUGAUGGCAACAGUGGAAAUUAUGGUAAUACAUGGAAUAACACAAUCAACAGGCCGCCUCGUGAAUUCCUCGAGUCUUAUGAUUCCAGGACUGAUGUUGACAUUAUGUACAAAAUCUGUCAGGACCAGGCCCAGUCACAACCUGGAAAGAGAAAGUUGGUUAGCUUGUUUGAAGCCAAUGAGGUCGCGAAAAGACUAGCUACGACGAAGUGUGGAUCACGUGGCACAUACUAUCGUCGUCGCCGUCGCCAUCACUGGGGCAAUGAUGCAGAAUAUGAUAAUAUUGACGAAGUGGAUACGUGGGGAAAUCGGAUUUGGUGA
Molecule: messenger RNA, 5205 nt
Organism: Penicillium angulare
Lineage: Eukaryota; Fungi; Ascomycota; Eurotiomycetes; Eurotiales; Aspergillaceae
Exons: 6
Coding region: 1-5205 (1734 amino acids)
Molecular function (GO): protein binding
Source: RefSeq, a predicted model, not a curated record